AUGAAACGGAAUCAGUCAUCAGCGAGGGCAUCCUCGCCCACGCCAACAACCCUGUCUGGAAUCUCAAACUAUCGCACAGACUCGUAUCGCCCAAUCAAAGAUCAGGCAAAUGUCCCCGCCGUGCCUCCACCUGAUCCGAAGACCAUCGCAAGGACCCACUACCUGGAAAUCUCGCAGUACCUGACCGCAUACCUCGCCAAGGCACCGCCGAAUUCGCGGUCUACCGCUCGCCAGAAGUUGACGCGGCUGACAAAACAGCAAUUCCAGGAACUCUCGACAGAUGUAUAUGAUGAACUCAUUCGGAGGCAGACUAAUACUGCAAACAACGAAGUACCCUGUCUGCCCGCCCGAGAAGAUUUCCAUCCGAAGCGUAAUCAGGCCCGGCAGAAACUCGCCACGCUUCCAACGGCGAGAUUUGAGGAUCUUUCCUCUGAUGUUUUCUUUGAACUUUCAAGGCGGUACCCGGAGUUUAAAGAAGAGGGUGAGGGUGGUCUAGCAGCAGCGGGCUCACCACAGUCGACCUAUGGCGAAAUGCCUUCAUCUGAUUUUCACGCCUCGCCACGCUCUGAUGCUGUCAACCUUCCGCCAAAUUUGCGAUCAGGGCGUCUGUCAGAAGACCGAGCGAUGGACAGUGGUUAUGGUAGCGGCACGCUCGGUAGGAAAUCGUCUGAAGACGGAUUCAACAGAAGUAGGCCAAGUGGUGAUGAAGCGUCGGCCGGGCGUCGGAGUGAAGAUUUGUACAGCAGAUCCGCACAUGGAGACGAUCCGAUCAACGCGUAUGCAGCUCGCAGGAAACCCUCGCAGGAUAUGCGUGCGACCGCAGUAGCGAAUGCAGCCGGUGCUAGAGUAGGUGCCGGUCCCGAUUUUGGGCGACGCCCGAGUGCCACUGGCAGUCUACGUAGCGAUUCAUCAAGCACAACCAAUGCCCAGAGUGCGACGGCCACCAGCGGGAUGAUCAUCCCUAACAAAAGCACGAUCGCCGAGGAGGAUAUCGAAGUCCCUUUCGGAAGGGAAAUCAGGGACAGCUCUAUUGCGACAAUAGAUGAUCGGAGUCAGGAGAUUGGAAAGGAUGUCGAUGCAGAAGCCGGAACGGAUGGAGAGAACGAUACUCCCUUGGUAGGGCUCAGCGGCUUGAGCGUCCGCUUGAGAUCGCAGGGUGACUUCGAUGAUGAUGGGGUCCGGAGCGGGGACGAUUACUUCGAGAAGGUAUCACUUGGCAGAACCUCUGUGACAUCGGAUCGCUCCACUAGCGGAGCUGGUUCCAGGGUCAUGGGUGGUCGCACGAGUGUAGGGGGUGACGAGCCAGAGAGGUUGAGACAUGAGUACGAAUUCAAGAUUGUAGGGAUGCAAAACCGCAUCGUGACACUCGAGCGCGAUUUGGCGAACGCCGAGCAGCGGGAAGAACAGUUGCGAGAAAGUCAGCAGCGCAUAAAGUUACUAGAGGAAGAAGUCGUUGGGUUUCGCAAGCGCGCGGAAGAGCACUCGACAGCGACGAGAGUAUUGCAGGCGGAGCUGGACGAACUUCGUGAACUUCGGGCAAGGGAGGAAGAGCGCACCCAAGACGAUCAAGCAGAGUUGCGAAACCUCCGCGAUCGGUGCAAGCGUCUCGAGGAAGAGUACCAGGGAGGUUCGGGACAAGUUGACAAUGAAUUGAUAGAACAGUUACGUUCUGAUAUGGAAAGCCUCAUGGCCGAGUUAAUGGAUCUGGGACGUCGUAAUGACGAGCUCAUGGCUGGGAAGGAGGCUGACCUUGCACUUAUCCGGGACCUUGAUAGUCAGUUAAAGGAGUACAAACGCCGUUACGAGCAGGCCAAGACGGAGCUAAGGAGUGUGAAAGCUACGUCUCAGUUGUUUACGCAGACUCCUAGGAUGGACGACCAACUUCCGGUGGCCCAAGAUGGAGGCUUGCUUGACAUUCAUGUCACGGCGUUCAUAUCAUCUAUCGACAGCCUUCUUGCGGCGGCAAGAUCGAAUGCACCCACCAGAGUCCUCACGCCUAUGAAGGCCGUGGUGACAAGCACAUCCGCUAUCAUCGACGAUGUGCGGGCAUACGAAUCUCGGCCUAUGAGGGAGGACAUCGACGUUAAUAGCCUACGUUCCCUGCGCGAACGAGUGGAAGUCACAUUGUCCAAUCUCGUUGCAGUUUCCAAAACUCAUGCCACCAGCUCGGGAAUGUCGCCGGUCAGUCUUUUGGAUGCCGCCGCAAGCCACGUCUCCGUCACCGUCACAGAGAUUGCCAGAAUGAUUUUUAUUCGCAAGGCUACACGUAUUGAGCAGGACCUCCCCGCGCCACCACCUCAAGCCCAGUCUGUAACACCAUCCUUCGCUACUAUACCUGCUGCUCCUCCUCUUCGCUCGUUAGAAGAGUUGCGAACUUCCAACCAUGACCGCAUGUCGUCAAGCGGUAGCUCCAAAAACGGAGAUUCCCCGCCUCCCCUACCUGACCGAUCUGCUGGGCCCUUUGGGAGUGGCGGGAUCGACAUAAGCCCAGCACCGCCUGAGGGCGGAGAGGACGCCUGGUCCGAAUUAAAGCCAUACCUCGAAGCUCAAACUGGAUCCAUUGUAUACGCCAUACAGAGCGUUCUCUCAGGCGUCCGCAGCCCUAAUCCAUCACCCAGUCUCAGCGAGAACUUAACAGAAAUUAUUACCAUCGUAUCGAGCAUCGUAGCUGUAUGCAGUGACAACUUACCGCCGGCGUCGGCCCAACAAGGUGCCGAGAUUUUGAAGGACCUCCGGGACCACGCUAAGACACUGGAAGGCGUUCAGCGGUUACCGGAGGUUCACUAA
Messenger RNA from Pisolithus orientalis, 2787 nucleotides. RefSeq lists its product as uncharacterized. Gene Ontology annotation, cellular component: cell cortex of growing cell tip; actomyosin contractile ring. Bases 1 to 2787 code for a protein of 928 amino acids. The record is from RefSeq and is a predicted model, not a curated record. Gene Ontology annotation, molecular function: MAP kinase scaffold activity. NCBI's taxonomy places the organism in Eukaryota, Fungi, Basidiomycota, Agaricomycetes, Boletales, Pisolithaceae. The transcript has 8 exons.